Penicillium longicatenatum is the source of this 972-nucleotide messenger RNA. Its product is annotated as putative 3-hydroxyisobutyrate dehydrogenase. The transcript is spliced from 2 exons. Bases 1 to 972 code for a protein of 323 amino acids. Gene Ontology annotation, biological process: L-valine catabolic process. Gene Ontology annotation, cellular component: mitochondrion. The record is from RefSeq and is a predicted model, not a curated record. Gene Ontology annotation, molecular function: 3-hydroxyisobutyrate dehydrogenase activity; NADP binding; NAD binding. Lineage: Eukaryota; Fungi; Ascomycota; Eurotiomycetes; Eurotiales; Aspergillaceae.
AUGACAGUCACAGAUACGGAUUCUAUUGGAUUUAUUGGCCUCGGAGCCAUGGGGAUGUGGAUGGCAGACCAUUUAGCUGAGAAACUCCCACCUGCAACGCGGUUAUACAUUUUCGAUAUCAUCACACCGUUGAUGAAUGAAUUAUUUGCGAAAUAUCCGCAGAAAGUGGUUCGUUGUGUCAGUGCGAAGGAUGUUGCAGAUCAAUCGAAAACAAUUCUCACAAUGCUACCUGAAGGGAAACACGUAAAGACGGUCUAUCUAUCCGCGGACGGCAUCUGCUCAGCCGACCUCAAAGAAAAACUUCUAAUCGACUGCUCAACCAUCGAAACAGCCAGUUUCCUGGAAGUAAGAGACCAUAUAACCAAUCUCUCACCCUCAACACUCUUCUACGACGCCCCCGUCAGCGGCGGUGUAAUCGGCGCAAAGAACGGCACACUCACGUUCUUCCUCGGGUGCCACGAAGAAGAGACCCCCGAACUCAGUCGAGUAACUGAUGUACUAUCGCUGAUGGGAUCGACGGUAAUUCCAUGCGGCGGACCAUCUCUCGGACUCGCCGCGAAGCUCUCCAAAAAUUACCUCUCCGGUAUUAUAGCCAUUGCUUGCUCCGAAGCUAUGGAUAUGGGGAUGCGCUCCGGCCUUGAUCCCCGCACAUUGGCGAAAGUUUAUGCAGCUGGGACGGCGCAGAACACUGUUUGUGACAAGUUCUGUCCUGUACCGGGUGUUUUUCCUGAGGCUCCUUCGUCGAAUGGGUAUCAGGACGGGUUCAAGAUUCAAAUGAUGCGGAAAGAUUUUUCCCUAGCGGUUGAGAUGGCGAGGAGAGUGGAAGCGAGGAAUGUGCUUGGUGGUGCGGGAUUGACUAUAUAUGAGGGUGCUAGUGAAGAUGUGCGGUGUAAGGAUUUGGAUUCAAGGGUCGUUUUUCGUUAUUUGGGAGGGAACGAGAAUUGGAUGAAUAAGGAGCAAGAGAGGGACUGA